Manihot esculenta (cassava) is the source of this 1707-nucleotide messenger RNA. Its product is annotated as calcineurin B-like protein 4. The record is from RefSeq and is a predicted model, not a curated record. The transcript is spliced from 9 exons. Gene Ontology annotation, molecular function: calcium ion binding; kinase binding. Lineage: Eukaryota; Viridiplantae; Streptophyta; Magnoliopsida; Malpighiales; Euphorbiaceae. Gene Ontology annotation, biological process: calcium-mediated signaling. The coding region runs from base 650 to 1306 and encodes 218 amino acids.
UAUCACCCAUUUCCUAUUUCUUUUUUGCUUCUUAAUUUUAGCCCAUUUUUUUAAGUUGGGGUAGAUUUUUGGGUGCUUUUUUUCUCUCUUUUUGGGUUUUCUUUAAAAUUUUCCCCAUCUUCUUGGUGAGGUGCAGAUGAAGAGGAACUUAUGUGGAGAGAAUUAACUAGAUGUUCUUAAAUUAUGCUUUCUUUCCCAUUCUUGCAUUUUCUCAGCAACCAAACAGUGUACACUUUCAUUUAGUCACAGUUUUCAAACAGCAAGGAGUUUUUGUUUUUCUUCUCUCUCUCUCUCUCUCUCUAUCGUUCUUUUUGUCAAUGAAUUAUCAGUUUUCAAAUUGAUACGAAAAUCUUUCAUUAUUCAUUGUUCCUUUCAGGAUGAAUUAUCGUUUUCCUUAAUAUCAGCCGCAAGUUACGUUAGGACUUAAUAUCCACAUCUUUAACUUUGGCAUUCGAAUUAAAGAGGUUUUGGAAGUAUAUAGACAUGCAUGGCAAUAAAUCUCAUUUUUCAGAUACAUCACAAUUUUGCUCUUUAUGUCUCUUUCCUACAAGAUAUGUGCCUGUGGUUUCUAACGUUUCAUCAGUGGAGUUUUUCAAGUAGUAUCUCGGACAUGACCCUGCUGAUUUUCAGAAACUUGUGUGUUUGAAUCAUGUUAGUUGCUUUCAAACGUUGCUUUUGCUCGAAAAAGAAUAAGCAUACACCAGGAUAUGAGGAACCCACUGUUCUUGCUGCUGAAACACCUUUUACGGUUAGUGAAGUAGAGGCCUUAUAUGAGCUUUUUAAGAAAUUAAGCAACUCAAUAAUUAGCGAUGGCCUUAUUCACAAGGAAGAAUUUCAGCUUGCACUCUUCAGGAACAGAAAUAGAAGGAAUCUCUUUGCAGACAGGAUCUUUGAUUUAUUUGAUAUCAAGCGCAAUGGAGUGAUUGACUUUGGAGAAUUUGUCCGUUCAUUGAGUGUAUUUCAUCCCAAUGCACCAAUUGAAGACAAGAUAAAAUUCGCUUUCAGAUUAUAUGAUCUGAGGCAAACUGGUUUUAUUGAACGGGAAGAGUUAAAGGAGAUGGUACUGGCACUUCUGCAUGAAUCGGAGCUGGUUCUAUCGGAGGAUGUUGUUGAAAUGAUUGUAGAUAAGACUUGGAAGGAUGCAGACACAAAAGGUGAUGGAAAGAUUGAUCUGGAAGAGUGGAGGGACUUAGUGUCAAAGUCUCCAUCUCUCUUGAAGAACAUGACUCUACCAUAUUUAAAGGAUAUAACAUUGUCAUUUCCCAGCUUUGUGCUACGUUCUGAAGUUGAAGAUACGGAAAUCUAGUCUUGCAUGUAAGUGCUCGAUCAUGAUACUUACUGAGAGGACUUGGAAUCAGCAAUCAUAGCUCAUAUAUGAGCAUUAAUGUAAGGGCUAGAAACAUGAGAUAAGCAUCCCGCCCUCGAAGCCCACAGCAACUUUUGCAGCUGAGCUCUAGUCUACAUGGUGCAACUGCAUCCUGCUGUGAACUUCUUAACAUAAUCCUCCAAUGGGAGCUUGGUAAAGAUUUAUAGUUUAAACUUUUUGCAUUUAUACAUCAGAGUAACAGAGAUUUUGUGGUAUGUAAUACCUGGAAUUGUAUAUUUCAGAUUCUACUCGGAAACAAAAAUGUAUAUUUUGUUAGGGACAUAAAACCUGUGUAAUGAGUUUUUGAAAUAAUCAUCCCAUAAUCACAAGUAUUAAUAUCA